Molecule: messenger RNA, 1060 nt
Organism: Vigna radiata var. radiata (mung bean)
Lineage: Eukaryota; Viridiplantae; Streptophyta; Magnoliopsida; Fabales; Fabaceae
Exons: 7
Coding region: 1-657 (218 amino acids)
Biological process (GO): rRNA methylation
Molecular function (GO): methyltransferase activity
Source: RefSeq, a predicted model, not a curated record
AUGAUUUCAGGCUUGGAGUUACGACGGCCAUUGUGGAUUGAAGAAGGAGGCGUUGCCUUGGCACUGUCUACACCUGCGACGACUCCAGGCGCUACCGACGGUGAACCUCGUUGGAUCGAACUUAUUCGGAGGCUUCGGGGAGUGGCUCAGCCUCCUUCGCGAGAAAGGAGAAAUCGCAAAAGCCUCUCAGUUCGCCGAUCUGGAACAGCUUCUCAUCCAUGCCUACAGGUAUCAGGGAAAAAUCAUCUUAUUGGAGCAAACUUUGAUUCUGAGGUGCAUUUUGUUGAGAUGGAUCCUUGGGUUGUAUCAGAUGUUUUACGUCCAAACUUAGAGGAAACUGGUUUCCUUGAUGCUUCGGUCAUACACACUGUCCGUGUGGAAAAAUUCUUUGAACGUGCCGAGCAAUUUGUAGGUAACAGUGGCCCAUUUGAUUACAUUAGUGUCACCCCUCCAUAUACACAAGUUGACUAUGGGGUGCUGAUGAGGCAAAUAUCAGAAUCACCAUUGCUUGGAGAGAACACGUUUAUUGUAGUUGAGUAUCCUUUGAAAACUGACAUGCUAGAUUCUUGUGGAAACCUUGUGAAGAUAACUGACAGACGGUUUGGCCGCACGCUCUUGGCGAUUUAUGGACCAACAUGGUCCCAGAAGAAGAGAUGACACAUUCAUAUGCCAAAGUUGCAGUAAAGCUGAAAAACAUGCUGAUGUAGUAUUUUAUCUGUUACAUGUGGCAACAGGAUUAGCUUUUGGCACCUAUCUCACUUCUUCAAAGGCUAUUAUACUACACAGUCUAAUGUUUUUCAUUUUUUGCCUUAUGAUUUAUGCCUGGUCAUCACAGCCGUGGCAUCAAAAUUGUUGAAUCGCUAUCCUAAAUUGGCCACCAUGGAAAACGAAGGGGGAUUCACAGCUUUGCAAAUGCUUGCCCAAAUUUGUUAGUUCCAUUAAUAUUAAUCUUUACCAACUUAAUUUUUCUAGUUCAGAAAUGCUGCUCUUAGGACUGCAACAGUAAUGUAUUAUAAUUACUUUAUUUAACUAGAUUUUUGUGUGUAGUAUGACUAAUUUC